Molecule: messenger RNA, 349 nt
Organism: Hyalella azteca
Lineage: Eukaryota; Metazoa; Arthropoda; Malacostraca; Amphipoda; Hyalellidae
Exons: 3
Source: RefSeq, a predicted model, not a curated record
AUAAAUCAUGAAGGUUUUCCUGCCAUCGUUUAUCAUUCACUUGGCGGCGCAGUCUUCACGAGCGACUCUGGAACAACGCCUGUUCUCCCGAGUCCCCGCCACUUCAAUGGAGAUGGGUUGCCUGAUCGCUUCUUUCUUCGCGCCGCCGUCCGUCCUGCCAUUCAAUAAGUUGAAAUCGUGCAGCUUCGAGUGUAUGAAUAUGGCAGCUUGUGAAGCGUUUUGUGUUUUUGAAGAUAACAACUUGUGUCACUUCUACAAGUCGUUUGUUACUACUCACUUCACGGGCGUUCCAUCCGCUGAUUUGUUCUACUCAGCGUGUUACACGUCAUGGGGCCAUCCACGGAACAUC